Messenger RNA from Camellia sinensis, 468 nucleotides. Lineage: Eukaryota; Viridiplantae; Streptophyta; Magnoliopsida; Ericales; Theaceae. The record is from RefSeq and is a predicted model, not a curated record.
AUGGGUUGCGUUUUUCUGGGCAUGUUUGGUAUUAUGUGGGUACUAAUAGUUUUGAUUCAUUUCAGUGGACACAGUGGUGGUUGCUUGGAAGGAGAGAGGAGGGGUCUAUUGGAAUUCAAGGACUUCCUCAAAUCCAACGGUGCUGAUGCAGAUCGUAUCCUCCCUACCUGGGUUGAGAAACCAGCAGAUCAUCAUCUGAAUGAGUGCUGUGAUUGGGAGAGAGUCUCAUGCGAUCCUACCACUGGGCACGUGACUGAGCUCUCUCUGCAUAAUAUAAGAGAUAUAUCAGGCGAUGAAUAUUUUUACAGGUCUAGUGGAUUUUUCGGAUUUGAAGAAGAUUUCAGAGAAUACCACCAAAACAGAAUUUGGUUCAUAAAUGCCUCUGUCUUCCUUCCUUUCAAAGAGCUCCGAAACCUCAACUUGUCUUAUAAUUUAUUUAGUGGUUGGAUUGACAAUCAAGGUACGUAA